AUGAUGGAAUAUAUCACCCCACCGUGCACCGCUGCCCUCGUCUAUUAUGCGGAGUUCCUUCGCUCAUUCAUGGUGGUCUCGAUACAUGCCGUCGCUGAUACCCUAACCUUCAUCAGAAUGACUUGCCAUAAUAGAAAAGAUCCCAAUAUCGCAUCUAAUUCAGCAGAGCAAAGGAAAAGGCGUCGCGUCGAGAGGAGGUUUGUCAAACAG
Molecule: messenger RNA, 210 nt
Organism: Cooperia oncophora
Lineage: Eukaryota; Metazoa; Nematoda; Chromadorea; Rhabditida; Trichostrongylidae
Source: the annotation of a GenBank genome assembly